Molecule: messenger RNA, 1340 nt
Organism: Ficedula albicollis (Collared flycatcher)
Lineage: Eukaryota; Metazoa; Chordata; Aves; Passeriformes; Muscicapidae
Gene: PHKG1
Product: phosphorylase kinase gamma subunit 1
Exons: 10
Coding region: 115-1281 (388 amino acids)
Biological process (GO): protein phosphorylation; glycogen biosynthetic process
Cellular component (GO): phosphorylase kinase complex
Molecular function (GO): ATP binding; calmodulin binding; phosphorylase kinase activity
Source: RefSeq, a predicted model, not a curated record
GGGGGCUCCCGGCGGCUCCUCCCGGCGCCAGGCCCGGGCCCGGCCCGGCGCUGCCCUCAGCGAGCCCUUUCUGCCCUCAGACAAGCCCAGAGUGCUGCCUGACAGGAGCCAGAGAUGACCAAGGAAGAAGAUCUACCAGACUGGAACUCAUCCAAGGAGUUUUAUGAAAAAUAUGAGCCGAAGGAGGUUUUGGGCAGGGGGGUGAGCAGCGUGGUCAGGAGGUGCAUCCACAAAACCACGAGGCAGGAAUACGCCGUGAAGAUCAUCGACAUCACGGCGGGGAACAUCUCCCCCAAGGAGGUGCAGGAGCUGCGGGAAGCCACCACCAAGGAGAUCGACAUCCUCCGCAAGGUCUCGGGCCACCCCAACGUCAUCCAGCUGAAGGACAGCUAUGAAUCCAGCACCUUCUUCUUCUUGGUGUUUGACCUGAUGAAGAGAGGGGAGCUCUUUGACUACCUCACUGAGAAAGUCACUUUGAGCGAGAAAGAAACCAGGAAGAUCAUGCGAGCGCUGCUGGAGGUGAUCCAGUACCUGCACUCCAUCAACAUCGUCCACCGGGACCUGAAGCCAGAGAACAUCCUGCUGGAUGAUGACAUGAACAUCAAGCUGACAGAUUUUGGCUUCUCCUGCCAGCUGAAUGAGAAUGAGAAGCUCAAAGAAAUCUGUGGCACUCCUGGCUACCUGGCCCCCGAGAUCCUGCAGUGCUCCAUGGAUGAUGAGCACCAAGGCUAUGGGAAGGAAGUGGAUAUGUGGAGCACCGGGGUGAUCAUGUACACCCUGCUGGCCGGCUCGCCGCCCUUCUGGCACCGCAAGCAGAUGCUGAUGCUGCGCAUGAUCAUGAACGGCGACUACCAGUUCGGCUCCCCGGAGUGGGACGACCGCUCCGACACCGUCAAGGACCUGAUCUCGCGGUUCCUGGUGGUGGACCCGCGGCAGCGGUACACGGCGGGGGAGGCGCUGGCACACCCCUUCUUCCAGCAGUACGACGUGGAGGAGGUCCGGCACUUCAGCCCCUUCCGCAAGUUCAAGGUGAUCUGCCUGACCGUGCUGGCCUCGGUGAGGAUUUAUUACCAGUACAGGCUGGUGAAGUCAGUGACCAGGGAGCUGGUGGUCAGGGACCCCUACGCCCUCAAGCCCGUCCGCAAGCUGAUCGACGCCUGUGCCUUCCGCACCUACCGCCACUGGGUGAAGAAGGGCGAGGCCCAGAACAGAGCUGCCCUCUUUGAGAACACCUGCAAGGCCAUCCUGCUCACCCUGGCAGCUGAGGAGGGGCUCUUCUAAUCACUGCCCCAGCCCCUGCUUUGGCUCACAAUAGGCGAGUAAAAUCUUGGAAAACAAAA